AGUUGAGGGACAAUUUAUGAUAUAUCUUUUAAAGCUGUCAAAACAAGUGACGAAAGCUUCCAUCUCCUCGGUGUCUCGCAAUUGAACUUCUCGGCGGCCCACGCGCGCGCACACAUUUUUUCUCUUUUCCAUGGAAACGAUGAUACUAUCUAUGAUCCCGUGAAGAAAAUUGCUAGACAUGCGGCAGCAAUCGAAGAACAACAACGAUUAUCUCUCUCCCCUCCCCUGCUGCUUUCUUUACACAAUCUCUGAUACUUCAUACAUCUUCGCCAGUCCGAUCGUCGUAUCGGGAAAAUCAUGAAUAGGCGUACAUCUUUCGCUCUGUUCCUCCUCUGCCUCUUCGUUUUCCUUGCUGCAUCUCGCGUUUCAGCUAAGGACCUUUUUGUUGACAAUGAUAACGGAGAGGCAACUGGAUCCACUAUAGAUCUGGGCCGGCGUAGUAAAGUGGUUGUGGACACACUAAAAAACAAUGUGAUAGGUGGUGAUAAGAUUGAUCCAAAGGCUGUGGGUGUACUGAAUUUGGAUUCUGGUCUUGGGGUUUUUGAUGCAUUUUUUGCUAGUUUGUCAAUGAUCCUUGUCAGUGAGAUUGGAGAUGAGACUUUUAUAAUAGCAGCUCUCAUGGCAAUGCGUCAUCCAAAGUCAAUUGUCCUCUCUGGUGCACUCAGUGCUCUAUUUGUGAUGACGAUACUUUCAACGGGGCUUGGUAGGAUUGUUCCAAACCUGAUAUCCAGGAAGCAUACAAAUAGUGCCGCUACAGUUCUUUAUGCCUUUUUUGGGUUGCGGUUGCUUUAUAUUGCUUGGAGAUCAAAUUCAAAAUCAUCCCAGAAGAAGGAGAUGGAAGAAGUGGAGGAGAAACUGGAGUCUGGACAAGGGAAAACAAGUGUCCGGCGAUUCUUUUCUAGGUUCUGUACUCCUAUAUUCUUAGAGUCAUUUAUUUUGACAUUUUUAGCAGAAUGGGGUGAUCGGAGCCAAAUAGCCACAAUAGCUCUAGCAACACAUAAAAAUGCAGUAGGGGUUGCAGUGGGGGCCAUAAUAGGGCACACGAUCUGUACAUCGGUUGCAGUGAUUGGUGGAAGCAUGCUGGCCUCCAAAAUCUCACAACGUACGGUUGCAACAGUUGGAGGAGCUGUUUAA
Molecule: messenger RNA, 1134 nt
Organism: Lactuca saligna
Lineage: Eukaryota; Viridiplantae; Streptophyta; Magnoliopsida; Asterales; Asteraceae
Source: the annotation of a GenBank genome assembly